GAAGAUCUGGGACUAGGAAAUGCUACAGUGAGCGAAAAAAAUACAUAAAGCUUUCGAAACUGAAGCCGAAAGAAGAGUGAGAAGUAGGCUGAGGCAAGGCUGGUUAGUAUCGCUGCUGACCCUGAUCUGUAGGUAGUUUUACAGGAAGGAACCAAGCUAUCCAGAGUGCGUACUGCUUAUUUUAGAGUAACCUAUUAAAAGCGUAACUAAUCCAAUGGAGCUGUCAGCUAUAGGAGAGCAAGUGUUUGCUGUAGAAUCCAUCAUAAAGAAAAGAGUGAGAAAGGGCAAUGUGGAGUAUUUACUAAAGUGGAAGGGAUGGCCCCCAAAGUAUAGCACUUGGGAACCUGCAGAGCAUAUCCUGGAUCCUCGGCUUGUUCUAGCUUAUGAGGAGAAAGAGCACCGGGACAGAGGGGUGGGCUGGCGAAAGAGGGGACCUAAACCAAAAAGGCUUCUUGUGAAGAGCAUAUAUCCCAUGGGGCUCCGCAGUGCACAUAAAGAUUUAGAGAAGUCUCCAGAACAUCUGCAUCUGUCUAUUACACAAUCCCUCGACCCACAGGCUGUACAGCAGAAGUUGCCCUCCAAAGGAGAUGUAUAUCAGCAACUCGUUCAGCAUGAGAGAAAGAAGCGAAACACUGAAGAAGCAUCAGAGGAGGACUGGGAGUGUAGGGAGGUGGAUGAAGAUGAAGAGGAGAGCAUUAGACACGAGGAUGCAGAGACUGAUAGAGCCACUCCAAACAGUAAUGUGGAGACAGAGAGUUGGAGUACAAUACCUGGGAAAAAAGAAGCAUCACUAUCAGUAGAGUGUGAGGAAUGGAUGCCGGUCUUGGGUUCAGAGGACAUAACUGUGACUGAUGUCACCCUCAAUUCACUGACCAUUACUUUCAGAGAGGCAUUUGCUGCUAAGGGCUUCUUCAGCAGUUGGGAACUGGAACUCUAAUUCUGAUACAAGAUAAAUAGUGUGUGUGUGUGCAAGUGUGUGUAAGGUAGAGAAUGAUAGAAGUGAUGAGUGAGACACUUCAUUAAAUGCACUACAUUUAGAUUUUUAACAUAAUUCUUUAUACUGCAUGACAUUUUUUAACAUUUUAAAGUAAAAUUCUGAGUAGUACAGAAAACCUAGAAAUAAUCCUCAUUCAUGCUGAUUUACCUCACUAUCAAUGUAAAUUCAACAAAAGCUAUAUUACAAAAUACAGUAAUAUAACAUCUGUUUCACUGUACAACUUAUAUAAAUAAUAAUACAACUAUACUUCUGCAAUAUUACUUAAAUAGAUAUACAGUAGACCCUUGACUUGUUAAUUUAAUUGGUUCCGAAGGGCUGUUCUUAAGUCAAAAUGUUCGUAAUGUUCAAACCACCCCCUUACCUAACCUGUCUAAUGUCUUAAAUGCUCUUUUUUGUUAUAAAUACAAGUAUAUUUUCCCUUAAAUCUUAAAUUAUAGACUAGAUAAUACUGUAAUAAACAAUAAUAAACAACAAUACACAGUAGUACUGUACAUAAAAAAAACACACAUUUCAGUACAGUACAUGUGCUGUACCAUACACCAUAAUACAUUUCCUUCUUUUUUUAUAAAAUGUAUCUACCAGAAACAACAACUCAUAUUUCUCUAUUAUUUCCCAUAUUUAAAUAGUGUUGUAUUUUGUAGGUGUAAUUGCACGAAAGAAAGAAUAGUUUACUGAGCUGAAUUCCUUCUUCUCUCUCACUCACUGUCCCCUCUGUCUGAUACACAGUGACAGCUACUGGCAGGAGUAAUUAUACAACAACAAAUGUAAUAGAUUUUUUUUUCAUUAUCUCAGCUCUGCGCUCUCUCUGCACCUUAUUUGGGGACAUUUUAAUAUUGAAAACACCGGAAAAACACUGUCCGCUGUCCGAAUGUUCACUCACUGUAUAUAUACAGAGAGACACUCGGAGUCAACUUGUUCGUGACGUCACGUGUUUCUCGAAUUUCGGUUCGUAAUCCAAAAUUUGUUCGUACAUUAAGUUGAAAAAGAUCGUUCGUAACCAGAAAUGUAAACCGUUGGUAAACCGUUCGUAAGUCAAGGGUCGACUGUACCAAAAUGGAUAUACAAAAAAUGCAGGCAUUUUUUUGUUAUAUUGUAAUUGAUAAACUUUAUUGUCUUAUUGCUAUUCGACUAUCAUUGGUAGAAAUGUAAGUUUUUUUUAUCUUAAUGGAUACUAAAGUGCAUUGUGUCCUCUAAGGUUACAACCCAAGUAUGCUGGGGGAUAAACAAAUAUUCAACCAC
Molecule: messenger RNA, 2236 nt
Organism: Trichomycterus rosablanca
Lineage: Eukaryota; Metazoa; Chordata; Actinopteri; Siluriformes; Trichomycteridae
Gene: cbx7b
Product: chromobox homolog 7b
Exons: 6
Coding region: 215-937 (240 amino acids)
Biological process (GO): negative regulation of transcription by RNA polymerase II
Cellular component (GO): PRC1 complex
Source: RefSeq, a predicted model, not a curated record